This is a messenger RNA of Papaver somniferum (opium poppy), 816 nucleotides long. RefSeq lists its product as uncharacterized. The record is from RefSeq and is a predicted model, not a curated record. Bases 1 to 816 code for a protein of 271 amino acids. The transcript is spliced from 2 exons. Lineage: Eukaryota; Viridiplantae; Streptophyta; Magnoliopsida; Ranunculales; Papaveraceae.
AUGAAUUGCAACAUUUUCUUUCUUAAGCAUGUCAAGUUUAAAGUGCAUGCUGGCAAAAUUACAAGAUUUUGGGAGGAUAGCCGGUUAUAUGAUAGACCAAUUAAAGAUUGUUACCCUCAUCUAUUUAAUGUUUCAAGAUCCAAAAAUUUGAAAGUUGCAGAAGUUGGUUUUCCAGGGGAAAAUGGUGUUGUUUGGAAUCUUAAAACUCCUACUAGAUUGUAUGGAGAAGCUGCAGUGGAACAUGCUGUCCUUCUUACAAACUUGAGAUCUUUUAAUUUCAGUAUUGGUUUAGAAGAUGAUCUUCAAUGGUCUUUGAGCUCAACAAAAAAUUACACAGUGAAAUCUUUAUAUGAUUUUAUGUGCACUAUAGAUUCAAAUGAUCAGGAGAGUGCAGUUUUUUCAUUUAUAUGGAAACAAAAGUAUCCUCCCAAGAUUAGAUUCUUCCUCUGGACAAUUGCUCAUGACAGGCUUCCCACUGGAGAUUCUUUAAGAAAGAAAGUCUGGAGUUGUUUUCUGGAUAAGCUAAACUGGUUUUUCUCAAUGCCUGAGCACACUGCAACUGCUAUUCAAUCUUGGCAUUUGACUCAAUCUUCUUCAGCUUUAACUGAUGUUUGGAACUUAAUCCCUGCAACAAUUCUCUGGUGCAUCUGGCAAGAGAGGAAUGCUAGAGUGUUCAAUAGAAAAAUCAGCAAUGAAGUUGCAAUCAUUAAUAAGGCUAUCUAUUGCCUUUAUUCUUGGUCCUUAGCUAUCAAAGAUUUUGAGCUUAUUUAUUCUGCAGAUGUUAUGAACAAUUGGCAUUCUACUUUUUUUGGUUGA